AUGGCAGUGUCGCAGGCUGCAAACCUGGUGGAGAAGAUCAUCGGACAUGGUGACAAUGCCGAGAUCACCACGGACGUGAGCAACUACAACAACGAACAUGGCAUGGAGACUGGUCCUACCAUCAAAGCCACCACCUGGCAAGGCAAGAAUAAGGUCACCCUUGUCGACAUGCCCAAGCCAAGAGUCGUGGAUGCGGGCGACGUGGUUAUCAAGGUGACUGGAAGCACCAUCUGUGGCAGUGACCUCCACUUGUACCAUGAGCGGCUAAUGGUCAUCUUUGGCGUCUCUGCAGGAGUGAUUCCUCAGCUUCAAAAGGGCGAUGUCCUGGGCCACGAGUGUUGUGGUGUGGUCGAAUUGACCGGCCCCGAAGUCACCAAGGUCAAGGCCGGGGAUCGAGUGGUGGUGUCUUUCCCCAUUGCCUGCGGUCAUUGCAGGAAUUGCAACCGGGAGCUUUACUCCCAGUGUGAGAACACCAACCAGAACACCAUCAGUAACGUCAUGUAUGGCAAUCGUACUGCCGGCAUGUUCGGAUACUCGCACUUUACUGGAGGCUUCGCUGGCGGCCAAGCCGAAUACCUUCGUGUUCCCAACGGCAACGUCAACCUGCUCCCUAUCCCAGAGGAUGUGCCCGAUGAGAAGGCACUCUUCUUGUCAGAUGUGAUUGCCACUUCCUGGCACUGUGUGGUUGACACGGGUGUCAAGGAGGGUGAUGUCGUCGCCGUUUGGGGUGCUGGCCCCAUCGGUCAGAUGGUUACCGAAUUCAGCUUCUACCAUGGUGCCAGCCGGGUGAUUCUCAUUGACGGCGGUGACGGUGCCUGGCGAUUGGACUAUGUGAAGAGAAAGGUGCCAAAGGUCGAGACCAUUGAUUUCACCAAGCUUGCCAAGGGCGAGUCCGUAACCUCGCAGCUGAAGAAGAUGACAGAGGGAGGCCCCGACGUGUGUCUGGAGUGUGCCGCCGGAGAGUAUGCUAAAGGUUGGGCUCACUACUUUGAGCUCAUGCUCGGCAUGGAGACGGAUAGCUCCGAAAUCGUGAACGAGAUGAUCACCUCGGUGCGAGCCUUUGGUCGCAUCGGUGUGACUGGAGUUUAUGCUGGAUUUACCAAUCACUUCAACAUCGGCGCACUGAUGGAGACAGGUGUCCGCUUCAUCGGAAAUGGACAGGCUCCAGUUCAAAAGUACUGGAAAGACCUCAUGAAGCUCAUUCAAGAGGGCAAGAUCAACCCCAUGGACAUGGUGUCUCACCGCAUGCGUCUUGAAGAUAUGGAACAAGUGUAUGAGGCCUUCAACAGACGCGACGAGGGCAUGCAGAAAGUCUUUAUUCAAACGAAGCACUCGGCUCCUCCUUCGGCCGAUUCGCCCGCUCUUACAAAGUUUUGA
This is a messenger RNA of Penicillium diatomitis, 1377 nucleotides long. RefSeq names its product zinc-dependent alcohol dehydrogenase. The transcript is spliced from 5 exons. Gene Ontology annotation, molecular function: oxidoreductase activity; zinc ion binding. Bases 1 to 1377 code for a protein of 458 amino acids. Lineage: Eukaryota; Fungi; Ascomycota; Eurotiomycetes; Eurotiales; Aspergillaceae. The record is from RefSeq and is a predicted model, not a curated record.